Messenger RNA from Symbiodinium necroappetens, 4129 nucleotides. NCBI's taxonomy places the organism in Eukaryota, Dinophyceae, Suessiales, Symbiodiniaceae. The record is from the annotation of a GenBank genome assembly.
AUGGCCAUGUUUGCCCUUAUGAACGUCGUCCUGGUGCAAGAGUUCUCUCGUGAAGGUUUGCUUUGCUUUCCUGACCAAUUCUGGUCUCAAUGCCACGAGAUGGUGUUCCUCAAGCCUCCGGUACAGGGUCAUCUCUCCAAUGAUGCUGGCUGGGUGCUGCUACAGAACUAUCGUGAGAAGGGCAUCGUCUAUCAUUUGGUUGUGCUGGCUGACAAGUAUCAAAAGAGUCAGUCGAAGGUGGCAAGUCCUGGGCAUGGCUUGGCGAUGGUUGCUGGUCCUCCUGCUAUUCAGAGAGGUCUUUUGUUCAAGUGCUGCUGGUAUUGCGGUGCCGUAGUAGCCAUGGGAAAAUUGGAAAGGCCGUUUGCAAAGCCAGUAGAGGAGAUAGAUCCGGAGGACGAGGCGGAAGAAGAGCCUGAGGCUAACCUCACAGGCUUGUGGGAAAAGCUCAGCAAUGACGAGGUCGUGCGCGCUCGUCUGCUUAAGAUCGCGACACUUCGCACGCUGUAUGAGUUGGUUUCCGAGUACUGGGAGCCGAGAAAGAAAGCCUCUUCGGAAAGCCUUGAGGGUGACUCAGAGGUCACGCCUGAAUCUACGGAGUGUCCUUUGGAGGAUGGUUAUGAGGAGACCAAGGAUGCGGAGCUGCUUGUUGCAAAGCAGCUGGGUGUCGUUGCUGAGGCAAGUGAUGCUGCAGCUUUGUCACCAGCGUUGAAAUCAGGUGUGACUGAGGAUCUUGAGAAGUUGAGCUUCAACAGCCCAGAUGUGCCGGUGAAGAGGCCAGCACCGGCAAGCUCAAGCAAGGCUGCCGCCAAGCGCCGCAAGGCUGAGAUUCUUGAGAUCAGUGAUUCACCAUGUCGCAGUACCCCUGGACCCCGCGGUGUUGAUCUGCCAGCUCGUAUUGCUCGGUUGAAUUUCCUCAGGCAGGAGAUCCAGAAACGGUCUGCUGCAAUGGCGGUUGCGAGGCCUCUCCAGAGCAACUCGCUGCCUUCGAUGGAUGCACAGGACACGUGCCCAGCCGACUUGUCUCCAAUUGCCAAGAAUCUUGAGAACAAAUUCGUUUUGGCGGCUGUGGGCGAUGGCGAUGACACCAGCCCAGCGGGUCGGAAGGAGGACCCUGCUUUGGGGGCUGUGGGCGGUGAUGAGAGCCAGCAGGCUCCCAAAGAGAAGCCUGAAGUGACCCCAACCCCUGCCCCGGAUCGGAUGGAAGAUGAUGUCUUCUAUGACGCUACCGAGCUCAGCCGGAACCAGCAGAUAGAAGCCAGGGACGACUUGAAGCAGAGCGGUGGCACAGGCACUGACGAUGAGGAUAAGGAUGAAGAGGAUGGCGAGGAUGAGCCACGAGUCUUCAAGAAGCCGGCUGCCAAGGUGAAGCCGGCUGCAGCCCUCAAGGCAGCUAUCUGUAAGGCGAAAGCCAAGGUCAAGCAGGAUGAAGACGAGAUCCCGGCGCCGAAGAGAAGGCCGGGUCGUCCCAAGAAGGAAGCCGAAAAUCCAGAAGAGGGCGAGCUUGAGUCGGAGCCGGGUCCGACUGGGAUCGCGCAGGCGCCAGCUGAGGAUGCUCCGGCUGAGAGUGCGGAGACGGCACUCGAGGGUGCUGGUGCCAGUGCAGAGCCCGCCAAGAAGAAGAGGAUAUUUGAAGGCUUGAUUUUAUCUGGCUGCUAUGCUGCCUGCAACUUUGACAAUUGGGCGCUCAUUGAGAUAAUGGUGCUCCUCGCAUCGAUGGAUGUGGCGAGGCCCUGUGAACACUUCGACGUAGUGGAAAUGUUUGCUGGGUCUUCUCGUGUGUCACGCUUGGCUAAAGGGUUGGGGAAGCAUGCUGUGGCUUUGGACAAGUCCAUCGAUGAGUCGAUGGACUUGAAUACCGACGCCGGAUUCCUGUUCAUGCUCCUCGUGCUGCUCAUGGUGGCUUUGGAAAUCGUACCUGUCAUCGAGAACCCGGCUUCGUGUUAUCCGCCUCGCUUUGCUGGCAAGCUCUUGCGGAUGCAGAAGGACUUCGCAGAUCGGCGCCCGAUCCUUCCAGAGGAGGUAACUCACCACCGAAAGCACGACACUCUCAUCGACCUCCUGAAGCGCCUUCCUGAUGACGACUGGAACGAUGCCGAACUCUACUCGGCUUUGAAGGAGGAGAUCUCCAGUGCUGAAGGGCGCGUGGCUGAUGCUGUCCUGGAGAGCAUCAAUGACAAUGCAUACAAGUUCCUGCUGCAAAGCCUGAAGGCAAAGGAUGAGGUGAAGCAGGAGCCUGAACUCGAGGCCGAGGGCCUGGCGCCGGCUGUGGUACCAGUUGCUGAGUUGCCGCGUCCGGAAGAGUCAGCAGGGAUUCUCGGAGGUGAGCAAGCUCCGACUUCGAAGGAAACACAGCUCGAGGAGUCUUUUCUUGAAGACACGCUAGUGACUACUCCUUGCCCUGAGAAGGAUGCUUACUAUGGGGCUAACAGUCCAGAGCCUUUGCCCGAGGAGGAAACUCCCAAGACCCGAAAGCCAUCGCCCAGCGAGCCCCCAACUUCAGCUGCUUCCAAGUCUUCAGAUGCAAGUGUACAGACAGGCACCCAAUCCGAGCCAGACGCGGCUACAAGGGAACCCUCAAAGCAUAUCCCAGAUCCAUCUGAGCACAUCGUGCCUCCGAAGUCGAUGCCUUUCGACUUUGCUCCCCCCACGCAGGCUGCCAUCAAUGCCCGACUUCGUAGGAUCUUCAAGCCUCGUGCGAGCGGGGAAUACCAAGUGGAUGCCGAAUUCAUUAAGAUGUACAAGGACAAAAACGGUGGAGGGCAGGAAAAGGUGACUUUCGUCAAGCACUGCAAGAAGGUCACGCAGCAGCUGUCGGAGGAGAUCCGAAAGGCCGGAAUCAAACGGAAAUCCAAGCGGACUUUGGUGGAGACAGCCAUGGAGUUUGAAGAGGACACCGACCAUGAGAUGGAUGCACCGGACCGGGUCGAGUUGUCAGAUGGACCUGAUGACGACCAGCCAGGUGAGAUGAAUGCUGAGUAUCUUAGCAAGAGUGGGUGGCCGGAGCAAGAGAAGGUAGAAGACCAAUCUACAGAAGAUGAUCGCGGAGCUCACGAAGGCGGAGGAGGAGAUGUGCAACAUGCACAAGAAGGGGGCCAGAAAGAGAUCAAUGAGAAGCUCGAAACCACGAAGAGGAUUCUGGAGUCAAUGUGCCUUCACGACCGUGCCAGGAGCUACGCCCCCAAGAUUGCUAGGCGGCUGUCGCAGUGGUUCGUUGCCUGGCAGCGGCCAGGUGGUCACGAAAAGAGAAUCUCAACCUUUCAUGUCAAACCUCAAAGUUGGGUGAAGUACCUGAUGACCGAAGAGCCUGAUGUUCUGGUAGGUAUGACUGGUGAUUUCAAGACGAACAACGAAGCGUUUUGGACAGCCUACAGACAUCAGCAUGCCACACAUUCAGUGUUUGCAAAGCACAAUGGAAGAUUAGGAGAUGUUCUGCCCAUCUUCCUACAUGGGGACGAGGGACGGGGGAAAAAGAAGACGGGGUACCUUGUCUUGAGUUUCGAAUCCCCAUUUGGCAGCACGGAGCGCAAGGUCAAGAAAUGCAACUGUGCAGUGUAUCUGUCGAGUCGCCCAGAUCUACCUGUGUAUGGCGUUUGUAAUGAGACCUUGAUCCCAGCUCAUCUUUUGGCCGCUUGCCGAAGCAUGUUUACCAACUAUCGUGGUCAUUCUUUUCUGAGCCGACAUCUUCUAUUUGGACUCAGCAAGACAACCUAUAAGUCCAAUCCUCAUAUCGUGGCAAAGCUGCUAGAGGAGAUGGCCGAUGGCUUCCGUGAACUAUUUGAUGAAGGUAUUGUUAUCGGGCAUCGGAAGAUAUUUGCCGCUGUCGUUGCCGUGAAAGGAGAUGCAGACUUCCACACAAUAUACUUUGCUUUGGAAAGGUGCUACAGCAGAGUGGUCGCACAACAGACUAUGGGGUACAUAUGCCACCUUUGCAAUGCCGCCGCAGGAACCCUUGAUCCGGGCCUGGAUUGCUCGCCUUUUGAGGAUUUCUCCGAUCAGCCUCAGUGGCAACGGGGUAUGUUUCGCAAGCGCCCUUGGUCUGCGCAGCCUAUCCUGGCAAGCAUCCCGCACGAUCAACAGGGGGCCCAGGAGCGAAUGAUAGUCCCAGAUCCGUUCCAUGUUGUCAAAAUAG